GAUUAGUACAUAAUUUAACAAGUGUGCAGUUACAAUGGAAACAUAAAAUUUUGAUGUGGACGAUGGAUCAUUUAGAUUUGGAUAUGGUUAAUAGACAAUAUUUUUUUGAAGGGAAUCACUUUAUACAUUCUAAUGGAAAUAGUAACGGUAGCACAACGGGAUCUUCGAAUAGUAGUGAUUUGUUUUUGUACGACGAGAACAGUAGUGAUUCGGCUGUAUCUAGUUUUUCUUAUAACAGUGAUCAAGAGAACCUUUCUGAAUAUAAAGAUCGCUUGUACAGGCAUCGAAGAAGAAGCAAAUGUCCACAACAGCAGAUCCAGCAACGACAAGCCGCCAAUUUGCGAGAAAGAAAGCGUAUGCAGUCGAUAAACGAUGCGUUCGAAGGUCUAAGAGCACAUAUUCCUACUCUUCCCUACGAAAAGAGAUUAUCGAAAGUGGACACAUUGAAAUUAGCUAUAGGAUAUAUCAAUUUUUUGAGUGAAUUAGUUAGAACUGACAAGAAUUCUAACACAGAAUUUUUUAACGGACACAAUAGGAAUUUGAGGCACGAUGAACCCAAAAAGAUUAUAAUCAGAGGUGGAAGUGGGGGCUUAUAUACUGCCCAUUCAUUGUCUUGGUCAAGAAUAAAAGAACCGAACGCGAAUGGUAUAAUGCACGCCAAAGUUUGGGUUCCAGAAGACCCUAGAACCAAUAAAGAUGGGGCUAGUAGUUCGUCGUCUUCUUUUAAUUUAUCGGAAUAAAAAAAUACUGAUUUUCCGAAAAGAAAUGUAUUCAGGUAGUAUAUUAAUGCCGGAAAAUAUUCUUUGGUAAUUAAAGUAAUUGAGUGAUUAAAAUAUAGAAUCAAAAUUUCACUUUUAUCACUCAUUUCUGUGAUAUUCCAUUAUGAAAUGGACGACAAGGAUAGUUACAAAAGACAUGUAUUUAAAAAUUACGACACAAUCCUCAAGUGUCUUAAGCAUUAUUUUUUC
Messenger RNA from Diorhabda sublineata, 968 nucleotides. RefSeq names its product pancreas transcription factor 1 subunit alpha-like (gene Fer1). The transcript has 3 exons. Bases 54 to 740 code for a protein of 228 amino acids. Gene Ontology annotation, biological process: developmental process; regulation of transcription by RNA polymerase II. NCBI's taxonomy places the organism in Eukaryota, Metazoa, Arthropoda, Insecta, Coleoptera, Chrysomelidae. Gene Ontology annotation, molecular function: protein dimerization activity; DNA-binding transcription factor activity, RNA polymerase II-specific; RNA polymerase II transcription regulatory region sequence-specific DNA binding. The record is from RefSeq and is a predicted model, not a curated record.